Molecule: messenger RNA, 6358 nt
Organism: Hydra vulgaris (swiftwater hydra)
Lineage: Eukaryota; Metazoa; Cnidaria; Hydrozoa; Anthoathecata; Hydridae
Biological process (GO): signal transduction
Cellular component (GO): eukaryotic translation initiation factor 4F complex
Molecular function (GO): translation initiation factor activity; mRNA binding; protein binding
Source: RefSeq, a predicted model, not a curated record
UUUUGUUUAUAUAAGCAAAUAACAAAAAAUGGAAUGAAAUGGAUCCGUCAAGGAAUCUGUUAGAUUCUAAAAUUUGCGAAUUGCUUCCUAAAGAUUUUGAUAAGGUUGCACACUUGAUUGGAAAUAGUUGGCAAAGUUUUGGGCGCCAACUUGGCUUGACUAAUCAUGAUCUUGAGCAUAUCAAAUCAGAUAAUAGUUCAACUCUUGAGAAAGCUGUCUGUGUCUUAUCAAAAUGGAAACAAAAUCAUGUAAAUCCAUCAUGGGAGAUAUUAAAAACAGAGUUAACAAUGUUUCAGCGUUUAGAUAUCAUAAAAGAGAUUGAAAAAGUAUUAGCAGAUCGGAAAUUCAGUAAGGAUAAAAAAAACAACAAUGUAAGAAGAAUUCCCUAUGGUGGUAUAUUCAAAUUUGAUUUACAUGAAGAUGAAAUUUGUACAUUAGUUGAAUUUAAAUACUGGGAUCAUGAUGAAUGGAUGUCAAUCAGUGAUGAGAAACAAUCACACGAAUAUUACUUGACAAGAAAAAAAAACAAUUCAGUGUUUGUCAAAGUGGAAAAUUUGAUAAGUAUCAGUGAAAUGAUUUAUUUCAAGUUUUCAUUUCAAGGUUCAAAAAAAGGCAUUUUACCAAUCGAGUGUCUUUGUAACAUUACAGGUAAUUGCAGCUACGAAUUAUAUUACAAAAAUAUUAUAAUUGCAGCACCUGAACUAUUUUUCAACAAUGAAUUUAGCAAAAAUAUAAGAACACCAAAUUCUUUGGAUUGGAGAGAGACUGCCAAUAUUGUUCUUGAUAAAGUACCACAUGAUCAAUCAAUAGAGUUAAUUGCAGAUAAUUAUAUGGACAGAAAUUUUUCUGACUUGGCAGAUGUCAUUUGUGUUUGUCCCUCCUCAUCUGGUAAAAGUUAUAUUACCUUGGUACUUGAAAAGUUUUAUAAAUUGUUUUCUACUAACAAAACUGGUGUUUGUGCUAUUAUACCUGGUUAUCAUUUACGCCAUCAUGCUUACCUUUUAAAGUGUAAUGUUGAAAAUAUUCGAAGUUGUAAAGAUGAAGAUAGAAUAAUAUUAUUUCACUCUGAACUCAAUCUUAUUCUUAUUAUUCGUAUUGCUACAUCAUUAGCUCGCAUCCCGUUCGAAUCUGAAAAUUGUUUGAAUGAUAUUGUAUUGUUUAUUAAUAUUAACAGCCUUUACAUUGAAGCUAAUAAAUUAGUUGUUUUGGGAAUUAUUGUUUUACCUACAUAUGAGCGUAAAGAAUUAAAUGAAGAAUUAUUUUUUCUUUUUUCUGAAACCUGGAGAGAAGAAAAAGAUCAAAGUAAUGAGAAAGAACAAGAGUUAAAACAAAUUUUAUUUUUAUGUAAAGAUGAUAUGGAAGAUGAAAAUAUUAACCAAUGGUGGAGAUCAGUCGCUGCAUAUUGCUUUGGAAAAUAUAAUAAUAAAAGCAAUAAUUCAGUGUUUUUUAAAAAACUUAUUGGAUUAACUAUGAUAGUGAUGGCUGCUGUUGAUAAAGUCAAUUUUCCCACAAUACAUUUUGAUCCUCAAAAACAAAUCAAUACAUUGCUUCUCAACAAUGAACAACGUGAAGCAAUAUAUAGCAUGGAACUUAAAAAAAUUAUCACUGGAGGAUACGGUUCGGGUAAAUCUAUUGUUGGAAAAGAAAUUGUUAAAAAUUGCAUAACUAAAAUGUCAGAAAAUCCUUUAACCUUGUAUUACAUAUGUUGUAAUCAUUUCUCUUUGUUUCAAUGUGAAAUAAAAGAAUUUGUUGACCGUGUUAAAAAAGCCCCAAACGUUACUGUUGUUUGUGAUAAUUUGUAUGAGUUAUGGAAAAAAAUGCAUGUAAACGAAGAUAUUAAAAACGAUUACAUUUCUAUUCCAAAAUUAUUAGAGUAUUUGGUUGUUAUCAAUACUAAUAAAGUAUAUUUUGUAUUGGAUGAACUGUCAUCUGAUUAUGUGAAAGAAGAAGAUGCAAUUCAAUUUAAUAUUUUAUUUUCAUCUGCAUUAAAAGAAUCUUUAGUUGUUUUUAUACCUGAAAGUGUUGGAAAAAAUCGAAUGUUGAUAAAAAAUAAUAAAAAAUGCUUAAUUCAAAAGUAUUAUUUUAAUGAAGAAGCACUAGACAUGAAGGUUUUUACUCUUAGUAAAUCAAUGAGAGUAACCAGAUGUAACAAAUUAUUAAUAGAUUCUUCACAAGAUUCUAUUUGUGAAUCAAAAACUGUUUGUAAUUUUCCAAAUUCAAUUGUGGAUAAAAUAUCACCAAAUAGUAAAAAUGAUUCAUUUGAAAACAAACAUUCAAGAACAAAAGAGAAUUUUCCAAAUUAUUUUUCAUCGACAGAAUAUAAAGAUGAAUCUAUAUUAAAUGAUAUUUAUACAGUUGUUGAAAAUUUGAGUGAUUUAGGAAUGACGAAUGAUAAAAAGUUUGUUUAUAAUCCUCCUGAUGAAAAUCAUUUAUCAAAUACAAAAGUAGUAAGUACCAUCAAAAAAGAUUUUUAUGAAUACGAUUACGACCAUGUAUCAAAGCACGUAGCAGUUCAAACUAAUGAGGUAGUUUCAAAUUGUUUUAUGAAAACAACCUUUAUUUUUAAACCAAGUAUUACUGGACAUUCAAUUAUUGGAAAAAAACCAAAGGUAGUAUAUCUUCCUUUUCAUGACAUUACAGAAAAGCGAUCUGUAAAAAUUCUGUCUGUUGUGUUGGAGUGUCUUUGUUUUAACAAAUUAAGAAGAACUGUUGUUAUAUGCAAUAACAUGGAAGAAGUUCCAUCUGUUUCAUAUGCUAUAGAUAUAAUUGGAAAUUAUGAAUCAGUAAUUUAUACACCACAUUUACAAAAAAAAAAUCCUAAUUUUUCAAAAAAAGUUAAAGUUAAAAAAAAGCUAAUAAAUAAAUUAAAUAUUCUUGUGACUGACAGUAAAGGGUUUUCUGGAGAUGAGUCUGAAUCUGUAAUUGUACUUGUGAAACAAGAUGAGAUUUAUCUUAGACAUACUCUUGUAGAUGCCAUAUCAAGAUCAACUUCACAUUUAACAGUUUUAGUUUUAGACCAUGGAUAUAAAGAUAUUUUGGAUAAAAAUGCAACUAUUGCAAAUGUGUUAAAUAAUUGGACAGAAGAAAGAGUUAAAGAACUUAAAGUUCGUAUAUACAAUAAUGAAAAUCAGCCAGAAAACAUAGAUGAAAAAGUCAUAACUCAUGAAUGCAAUAAAAAAAAACAAUUGUGGACACGUGCAGACAGUUUUUUAAUAAUUUGUGAACGUUGUAAAGAUUUUAAUGAUCGUGGAUUAAAUAAAGACUUUGAUACAUAUAAAGAGGACAAACAGUUCAGAAUUCAUGAUGAAAAUAACUCUAAAUUAGAAACUAUGGCUUAUGACAUACAAGCAAAGACAGAAGCUAAAAAUGACACUCAAGAAAUUGAUAAUGAUAAAGAAAGGCAAAUAAAAAGGGAAUACAAUCGAGACUUUUUGCUCAAAUUUGCUCAAAUAUUCACUUUUAAACCUCAAGGACUACCUGACAUUGAUAUUGUAUUAAAUGAGGCACAUGCUCCUACUAAAGCUUUAGUUCCUGGACAAAGGUUAGCUUCUAAUGAUUUUAUACCUAGGUACAUGAAACAAGCUGGUGAAGGAAGAUCAUCAAAGAAAAAAGGGGGAAGAAAAGGAUUUGGCGGAGGCUCUGGAGCUUCUAGCAGUGGACAACAAAAAAAGAGUGUUGUUUUUCCCCAAUUUGAAAAAAUAGAGCUACAUAAGUCAGUAAAUGCAUGGGUUCCACCUGGUGAGUUGAUGAAAGAUUUACUUGAAGAUCAAAGAGAACGAGAGGAGCUCGCUAGAAGCAUGCGUGGAAUAUUGAAUAAACUAACACCACAAAAAUUUAAAUCACUUCUUGACAAAAUGAAGGAAUUGAAAAUUGAUACUAAAGAAAAAUUAGAAAUUACAAUUGAUCUUAUAUUUGAGAAGGCAGUCAAUGAGCCAUUAUUCAGUGAGACUUGUGCUAAUUUAUGUCAUUGUUUAAUUGAUUGUUUUAAACAACCCAAGACAGGUACUUUCACUCCUAAUGGCAUAAUUACAUUUAAAAGGAUUCUUUUAAAUAAAUGUCAAAAAGAGUUUGAUAAUGAUAGUUGUGAUGAGAAACUUUUAGAAGAAGAUAUAAGCAGAACAUUUGAUACUGAAGCAGAGUCAAAACUAUGGAAAGCAGAUUUAGACCAGCGUAAAAUAAUGAAUCGUAGACGGAUGCUUGGAAAUAUACGGUUUAUAGGAGAGUUGUUUAAGCUUAAAAUGAUAUCAGAGAAUAUUAUGCAUGAUUGUGUAAUCAAGCUUCUUAAAUGUGAAAAAGUAGAGUCAGCAGAAGACCAAUUAGAAUGUUUGUGCAUACUUCUUGCAACUAUUGGUAAAGAUUUGGAUCAUCCUAAGGCUAAAUUUCGUAUCGAUCAAUAUUUUGCUCAAAUGAGCAAAAUUAUUGACCGUAAAAAGAUAUCAACUAGAAUCAAGUUUGCUAUCAAAGAUAUCAUUGAUUUGCGUAGUUGUAAUUGGGUACCACGAAGAGAUGAUAGCAAUCCAAAAACAAUUGAUCAAAUACACAAGGAAGCAAAAGAUGAAGAAAAAGAAAUAGAAAAAAUGAGACAACAGGAUAAAAUGAGACCAAAAGAAAGAGGAUCUCAAAGAAGUAUUGGGCAUAAUAGUCCUGCUAUGCGUGGUGGUGUAAGUGGGCCUCCUUCAUCUGCUGAUGGCUGGACUAACAUCCCUUCAAAAUCUAAAAAUUUUCCUGCUACUCCAGUUGAUGCGAGCAAGUUUAAAAUUGCAAAGAAAGAUGACUCUGAAAAUAUAUUUCUUGGACAAUAUAUCUCUUGGUUUGUUAAUGAAAAUAUAUCUCUUGGUUUCCGUUCUUCUUGGUCCAGGGGAGCUAGUGGUGGAAGCAGUCGUAGUAUUUCUGGUGCUCCUGCAUCUGUUGAAUCUGUUCAGAAUAAACAGGCAAAUCGUUAUGAUGUUCUUAGUGAACAAAAUCCACCAUCAGGUGUUGACAGCAAGCGAGGAAGUCGUGGAUCAAAUACUUCACGGAGCUCAAGUGGUAAAUCUAGUCGUGAAGAUCGCAGUGCUGCAAUUCGUGCUGUUCAGGAUAUAACUACAAUGAAAAACCAGUUUUCUAAACACAGUCGUGAUAGUCCCCGAUCUGGUGCUCAAACUCCUGUUGAAACAAUGGAUGCAGCUGCAGAUGUUGAUUCUACUGUAAUAGAAAUCUCUGAAGAAGACAUGAGAAAAAAGACAAAAUCUACAAUAAAUGAAUAUUUAAGUAUAAGAGAUACAAAUGAAGCUAUAACUUGUUUAAAAGAAGUUAAUUGUUCAUAUCUUCAUUACAUGUUUGUUGAAGAAGCUAUUACAAUAGUUAUAGAAAUGAAAUCAGAAGAAAGAAAGUCCAUUGGAGCAUUGCUUCAUGAUAUGAUAAUUAAAAAUGUAAUAACUGUUGAUCAGUUAUGUAAAGGGCUUGCAUCUAUUGUGCAAAAUGCUCCAGAUUAUGCUGUUGAUAUACCACAUUUUUAUGAAUAUCUUGGGGAAGUGAUAGGUCCCAUGGUUUAUGAUGGUGCGCUUCCUCUAAAUAGAGUCAAAGACACUUUAGAACCAUUAGUCAAGCCAAACAAAGCAGGCGAUGUUAUGGCUGAGGCUUUAUCAGUAGCUGUUCAAAUUGCUGGUAAAGAAGAAUCAGUUAGUGAAUUGUGGUCUAAGUCAAAUAUUAAAUGGGAGAUGUUAUUAAAUAAUGAUGAAAAUGUAGAUAAAUUUAUAAAAGACAAAAAAAUGGAGUUUUUAAUGAAAUCAACUUCAAGUAAUAAAAUUCAUUCAAAUAAUGUUCUGAAAGGUCUAUUACGUAUACUUCAAGAAAAAGGCGACAAUAAUAAAAUAACAUCCUAUAUUGAUAGUGAAUGUAGCAAUUGUAAAUCUGACCCAUAUUUUAUAAAAAAUCUAACGUCAAUGAUUUGCAAAAGCACUCUUGUUGAAGAUGCGACAAAUACGCGUAGCUGUAACAAAGAUGAAUUAGAGAAACGUAUAAAUAUUUUAUUAAAGUAUAUUGAUGGAAAUAAAAAUUUAGAAUUAUUUGCGUUGUAUGGUAUUCAGCAGCUUGUGACAACGUUACAUCACCCUAUAGGUCUUGCUAUUGAUUUAUUUCAAGAAUUAUAUAACCACGAUAUUAUAUCAGAGGAGACAUUUUUUACAUGGGAAUCAAGUAAAGAAUUCCCAGAUGGAAAAGGAAAUACAAUUAGUUCGGUAAAAGACUUUUUAUCUUGGUUACGUAAAGCUGAAGAAGAAUCUAACGAAGAAGAUUCUACUCAGGUUUUUAAUUAGCCGAGAUAAUCUUUAAUAAAAUAUUUUAGAAAAAUAGCUUAUAGCAUGCAGGAUAUCGCAAA